AUGGCUCCUUCGGAUGCCGUCUUUGGCAACAUGGCGGGCGGUGGAGUGGUUGCCUCCUUCCAACGCCGUCCUAUCCGGCCUGCACCCAUCUCUGUCCCCCCGGCAAAGAACGGCUGGAUCGCCCUCGCAUGGCCCAAGGCAGGGAAAAUGGCUCCUUCUGAUGCCGUCUUUGGCAACAUGGCGGGCGGCGGAGUGGCGGCGUAUAAGAUUGGUGGAUACUCCAUGGGCUCGAUUCAGCGCACCACUGCUUUCAGCAUUGGGACAGCUAACACCACCACCAGCACUUCUGGUUCUACGGUGAUCCAGUUCUCCCGAACCCAGGGCACAGGUUCGGCAGCCAAGGUGCAGGUGGCAGGGAGCAACAGCCUGCUGUGGGCCUACUCUCCCUCGGGCUCCAAGAGCCUCGGCUUUCACGGCGGUGCAUACGCCGUGAAAGCCGCGGCGUCCAUCCAUGACGCACUGCCGUUAUCAUCGAGCGAAGGGGAAAAUAGUGACGGCGAACCGAUUGGCGAAAACAUUGGCGAAGGUCGCGGUCGCGGGCGUGUGCUGGUGAAUCUGGUUACACCGCUGGCGACGUGCUCGCCGUCGUCGCUCGCGGGAUUCUCGUCGUCUAUCGCCCUCGGGUCAAACAUGAGGCUUCACUGGAAAGUCGCGACCGGAUCCCUCCUGGAGCUCGCGGUAACGGCCACCGGCGCCGCCGCUACCGGGUGGUUCGGCGUCGCGUUUUCUCAGUCCGGCGGCAUGGUGAAAUCCGACGCGAUUAUCGCGAAUCAGGGCGGCUCGCCCGUCCCCGUUAAUACGUACGCCGUUACGAGCUACUCGACGGUGAAAGCGACGACCGCGUUCAGCGCGGGCGGGAAGGCUUUCACGGGAGGAACAACGGCCACCAUGAAGUUUACUCGCAGCACGGGAGACGGCGGGGUGGCGCCGGUGAACGUGAGGGGCAGCAACAGCAUGGUGUAUGCUUAUUCCAAGAGCGGCGCCAAGGCCAUUGCUUACCACGGCUCGCACUA
Closterium sp. Yama58-4 is the source of this 1013-nucleotide messenger RNA. NCBI's taxonomy places the organism in Eukaryota, Viridiplantae, Streptophyta, Zygnematophyceae, Desmidiales, Closteriaceae. The record is from the annotation of a GenBank genome assembly.